This is a messenger RNA of Loxodonta africana (African savanna elephant), 4257 nucleotides long. It is a transcript of the gene PRRT3, whose product is annotated as proline rich transmembrane protein 3. The coding region runs from base 51 to 3089 and encodes 1012 amino acids. NCBI's taxonomy places the organism in Eukaryota, Metazoa, Chordata, Mammalia, Proboscidea, Elephantidae. The transcript is spliced from 4 exons. The record is from RefSeq and is a predicted model, not a curated record.
GCCCCUUCCUGCCUCCCUGGCCCAGGGACUUUCAGGAACAGGACCCUUUAAUGAGCAUCCACCUGGGGCCAGGCAGGUGCUGCUUGGUGUGUGGCCUUGGAAGGCAGGGGGCUAGAGAUAAGAAACAAAAGAUGCAAACCCAGCCCUGGGGCUGCACGUGCGGCCUCCUGCUGCUGUUGCUGCUGCCACCCCUGGGGGCUGGCCCUGCCCUGGGCAGGGGCCUUUCCAAACCUCUUGAGGACUCAGAACCACACCUCAUCCCAGAAGCUCACCCCAAGGGCCCUGUGGGCACAAAGUCCCAGGCCCUUGACAUCUUCUCGGAGAACCCCAGAGAGGAGCACUCCUGGAACUCCGGUGUCCCCCAGACUCCUGCCAAAGAGGCGCCUGGGAGGCGUGCAGAUGCUCCCCUUGGCCCAGCCCUGCGUGGGCCCAAAGCAGCCCAUGGGGAUGAAAGAGAAGGACUCCUAGUCACUGGUGACCUCCAGACAGCUCGAGGGCCAAGGUCCCAGGGUUGGACAGGGCCUCCAGACCCCCAAGAGCCUCUGGAGCAAGAAGCACUGGUCCCCCAUCCAAUGGGGCCUCCCCAUUUGACUUACAUUCCCACAACUCCUAGACUUCAGCUUGGGGUAGCCACAGUUCUACCCUCCCCAGGGGAGCCUGGAGGCCAGGCAGGGCAGCAACCACCUAGAGAUGAGGGUCUGACGGCUGAGGCCAAGGUCAGGAUUCCUGAGACCCCUCACUCAGACCACCAGAGCCCUCCCUACAUUCCUGGGCCCCACUGGGGCACUGUUGUAAGGCCAAUCCUGACAGAAAAGGGUGGGGAUAAGGAGGACUUCCAGGAGGCAGCUAGAGGCCCCCUCUUCACCCAGCAGGAUCCAGCAGCCCCUGAUGUUGGCUUAGUGUUCCCAGUUGAGGUGGCAUCCUCUCAAGAUCCUGGGGCCCAGCCAGACCUGGCAUUGGCCAGAAGCCUUCCUCCUGCUGAGGAGCUGCCAGUCGAGUCCCCUAAGAAGGCUGGAGCUGGGAACAACCAGGAAGUCAGCUCCUCAGCACCCCCGCCCAAGCAGGCUGACCUCCCUGAUGCUAAGGGUUCACCAGGACCUCAGCCCUCAGGUCCCCCAACCUCAGAGGCUCCUGAUGGACAGCCCAAGCCAGAGAUAGCAGCAAUGAAUGAAGCAGACCCCAUCUCCCCGCAGCGGGUGAGAGGGGCAGUGGAGACCCCAGGCACCCCCAAGUCCCUCAUCCCUGGCCCCUUGGACCCUGGCCCAGCUACAAAUCGAACAGAGAGCCCUGUGGGAGCCCUGCAGCCAGAUGAAGCUGAGGAGUGGCCAGGGCGCCCCCAAAGCCAUCCCCCAGCACCCCCAGUCCAGGCCCCUUCGACAUCCCGCCGGGGCCUCAUUCGGGUCACCACGCAGCGAGCCCUGGCCCAGCCGCCCCCUCCAGAGCCCUCAGCCAGCUCCAUGGCAUCAGUCCCAGCCUCCAGCCCCCCAGCCAACGUCACCGCACCCCCCCUGCGCUGGGGGCCUCUGCGGCGGGUGCUGAGCUUUUCCUGGGAGCUGCACGUCUACGGGGUGGGGGCGCUUUUCCUGCUGCCAGCGUCAUUGGCAUUGGCCACGCUGGCAGCCGCCCCAGCAGGGCCCCGGCUGGCACUGGUGGCAGCAGUGCUGGUGCUCGUGGCGUCGGGUCUACGAUCAGCCUACAUGCUCACCGACCCAUACGGGUCACAGGCGCGGCUGGGUGUGCGCGCUGGCCUAGUGCUUUACAACCUGCCCUUCCCCCUGCUGCUCACGGCGCUGGCGGCGCUGACCCUGCUCGGCCUGGGUGCUGGGCUGCCACCGCCUCUGCAGAAUCCGCUCCUUUUAGGAGCGUUGGCGUCGGCGCAUGGCGUGGGGCUGCUCACAGCCGACCUUCUGUUAGCGAGGCCUGCGCUCAACCUUCUGACGCAGGGCUUAUCGUGCGCCUGGGGCGCGGCCGUGGCUCUGGGAACGCUCUGUCUGUGCCGGCGCUGCCUGCUGGAUGGGCCACGGGGCUGGAACGCCAGCCCGGGACCGCGACUGCUGGCCGUGGCGGGUGCGCUGGGGCUGCUGGCCAGCGGCUUGCAGCUGGCGGCCGCGCUAUGGCUGUACCCGGGCCCAGGCCGGGUGGGCCGCUUCUCGUGGGCCUGGUGGGGCGUCCACUUCUGGCUGCGCCUGCUGGAGCUGACGUGGGCGCUGACCCUGGCGCUGGCCGCUGUGGCCGCCGCGCGGCCCAGGCCGCCCACGGAGCACGCUUGCUGGGCUAAGCUGCUGCGCCUGGCGUGCCCUGCACCGUUGGGCAAGAGUGAGGUGCCCGAGCGACCCAAUAACUGCUACGCGGGACCCAGUGGUGUCGGUGCAGGCAGCUUGGCCAUCAGCAAGAGCCUCAUCCGAAACCCAGCGGAGGGUGGACUCCCUGCCACGUCCAAUUCUGGCGCCUGGGGCUCUGCUGCAUCACUGGGCCGCUGUCCCCAGGGUGGCCCGGGACUGUCCCGCAGUAGCAUGGGGCCGGCGCCAUCGCUGAGCGAGCUGGACCUCCGGCCACCAUCGCCUAUCAACCUGAGCCGCAGCAUCGACGCCGCGCUCUUUCGAGAGCACUUGGUGCGAGACAGCGUAUUCCGGCGCUGCGGCCUGCGCGGCCUGCUCUCUCCGCCGCCUGGGGGCGCUCUGCGGCCGCGCCGGGGCAGCCAUCCGGACGCCGAGCUCGAGGGCGCGGGUUCAUCGCUCCUCCGCGGCCGCUCCCGGUCGCUUAGCGACGUGCGCCUGCGCGGGCCGGUCCCCCAGCACGUUGUGGACGAGGCCGACACUACAGCGGCGGCGGCGGCCGCUUCGGGUAGCUCCCUGGAUAGCUUCUCCCGGGGUUCGCUCAAGAUCAGCUGGAACCCAUGGCGCCACGGGCUGUCGUCAGUGGACAGCCUGCCACUAGACGAGCUGCCCAGCACGGUGCACCUACUGCCUGCCCCGUCCUCUGCCCCUGUCCCAGCCCCCGCUCGGCCCGGGGAGCCCCAGGCAGAGGCCCAGCCCUACUGCAAGCCCGGGGACUCCCGCAGCGCCUCCAGUGAUACCAUCGAGCUCUGAGUGGUGCGGGGACCCUGUCCUGGAUGACAGCACGGCUCAGCCGCUCAGACACUUCAGCGUUUGAAAAACUGACAUUCCCGGGACUUCACUGGACUGCAGCUCCUGGGAACAGCCAGGAGUGAGCCCAUCCCACCCGUUUUUGUUUUUUGUAACAUAUCUCUUAUUUUUUUCAGCGGGUAUUUUGCACAAAGGCUGCGACUUGCACGGAAUACAGGGUGGAUGUGCACUGACUUGGGUAUGGGAGAUGGGGACCAGGUGCCCCACUCACCCCAUCCAGAUUCCCCAACGUGGAGAGAUGAGGCUUGCUUGUCCAGACUCUGCUCUUUGUGCCAAAGAAAUAAACCCUUAGGACUUGGCUCGUGCCUGCCUCUAGCCACACCAAGAUCCUGCACUCUCCAGCAGAGGAGGUGUAGUACUUGCCCUAACACCAAUAACUCCAAGUCCUGUGUAUGUCAGGGAGGGAACGACUUCCAGAGGAAAGGACACUGGACCCCCGGAGGCUUAGUAAUAACCAGACCAACAUUAUCGAACAUCUACCUUCUGUUGUACACUGGCUACAGCUCUUUACAUUCGUAAUCUCAUUCGAUUCUCAUAUUAAGCCUCGAUGGAAAGCAUUAUCAUGCCCAUUUUACAGAUGAGAAGAGUGGCGUUCAGAGGUGAAAGUCAUUUGUCCAGGAUCCUUCAGCAAGUGGCAAAGCUGCUACUGAAUCCAGAAAGUUCAGUUCCUAAGCCUGUUCCUCCAUCCCCCUUCACACACUGCUUCAAGGUCAAGCCUCUCCGUGAUCAUCCCUUUACUCCUCCAUCAGACCAAAACCAAACCAAACCCAGUGCCAUCAAGUUGAUGCCGACUCCAUCAGGGUAGCCCUCAAUUUCCUGGAGUUUUAGAAAACUAACUUCCCCACAGCUCCCGGGCGAGGGGUGAAAUGGGAGUUUCUCAGUAGUUUAGGCCAACGUACUUGUGUGUGUAUGUAGGGGUGAGGGGGUAGGUGGUUAACACUGGGUUGCUCUGUGUGUGUGUGUGUGUGUGGUGUGUGUGUGUGUGUGUGUGGUGUGUGUGUGUAGGGGUGAGGGGGCAGGUAGUAAGACUGCAGUUCUGUGUGUGUGUGGAGGGGUGAGGGGGGAGGGAGCAGGUAGUAAGACAGAUUCUGUGUGUGUGGAGGGGUGAGGG